AUGGCUCUACCUCCCCUGGUCCGGGCUUCCCGGGGGCCACUGGCAGGGAUCCUGACCGGAUGGGCACUUUUCUCCCCAGGGCUCCAGGCUGGGACACACCAGCUCCAGAGGGACCUUGUUCUUCUGCCUGCCGUGGUGGGGAUGCUUCUCCUCUGUGUGACUCCCUCAUGUCUUGCUUGAUCUGCUGCCGCAGGGUUCCCCACAGACUGCAGCCACCUUUCCAGCAGCAGCCCCAGCGGGGUGUACGUCAUCCAGCCGGCAGGGUCACCCCCACGGGUGGUGUGGUGUGACAUGGACACCGAAGGCAAGGGCUGGACUGUUGUCCAGAGAAACAGUUACACGACUGAAAUCACAUGGAAGGAGUCCUGGACCACCUACAAGUACGGCUUCGGGAACGUGCAGGGCGAUCACUGGCUGGGCACUGAGUACCUGCACCUGCUGACGCAGCAGGGCACCUACAAGGUCCGCUUCGUUGUGCAAGAUAGAGCCAACAUCACCCAUUACGCCGAGUAUGACAUCUUCAGUGUGGAGAGCGAGGCCAGUGGGUACCCGCUGAGGCUGGGCCGGUUCCUGGGCAGUGGGGAAGACUAUCUGACCAGCUAUCACUCCAGGUACGGGGGCAUACACGACAACAUGAAGUUCAGCACGGCCGACAGGGACCAGGACCAGCACAGCGGGAACUGCGCCAACAGCUACGGGGGCUGGUGGUAUGACAAGUGCCAAAAUGUCCUGCUCAAUGGCAAGAGAUACAUCUUCUGGCCAGGAACCUGCCCAGGGGUGACUGCACAUCCUCCCUCAUCCUGGUCAAACCCACAGACGUGUGCUGACCGUGCUGCAUCUCCCAGCCUCCCAGGAGUCUGUGGGAGUGCCACCAUCCCCAGCUCAGUGCCCCGUUCCCGUGCCUGCCAACAGCCCUGGGCCAGCCCUGGUGCACGUCCUGCGCUGCCCACAGCUCCCUCACCGCCACCAGCUGAAACACAUCAGCUCUGCGGCUGA
Messenger RNA from Charadrius vociferus (killdeer), 996 nucleotides. Its product is annotated as microfibril-associated glycoprotein 4-like. Lineage: Eukaryota; Metazoa; Chordata; Aves; Charadriiformes; Charadriidae. The record is from RefSeq and is a predicted model, not a curated record.